This is a messenger RNA of Lachnellula hyalina, 855 nucleotides long. RefSeq names its product Monothiol glutaredoxin-4 (gene grx4). Bases 1 to 855 code for a protein of 284 amino acids. The transcript has 3 exons. NCBI's taxonomy places the organism in Eukaryota, Fungi, Ascomycota, Leotiomycetes, Helotiales, Lachnaceae. The record is from RefSeq and is a predicted model, not a curated record. Gene Ontology annotation, molecular function: 2 iron, 2 sulfur cluster binding.
AUGUCGACCUUGAUGGAGGUCAAGUCCGAGGAGGACUGGAACAAGCAUGCGGCGUCUCUUCCCCCAACGACUCUCCAGAUCAUCUCCUUCCACGCCCCUUGGGCAGCCCCUUGCGCACACAUGCGAACAGUUCUCGAGACUCUUGCUUCCUCUUAUCCAGUCACCGAACCACUCUCCACAUCAUGGGUCUCGAUGAAUGCCGAAGAAGUUAUGGACAUCAGCGACUCCUUCGAUGUCACGGCGGUUCCUUACCUCGUUCUGACCCGCAACAACCAAGUUAUCGAGACUGUCAGUGGGAGCGACGCUACAAAAGUACGUGCAGCAAUCGAGAAGCAUGCGAAGGCGUCGGGAGGAAGUGCGACCAGCAACGGGGCUUCCGCCAGAUCUGUUAAUAGUGGCAGCGGAGCAAAGAACCUCAGCAAUUAUACACCAACAACCCAAGAACCAGCUACGGCACCAGAAUAUACGUCUGGCGAAGUCAAAGAGGACAAGGAGGCGUUGCACCAGCGCUUAUCAACAUUGGUCAAGGCUGCCUCUGUUAUGCUGUUCAUGAAGGGUACUCCAAGCGCUCCGCAAUGCGGAUUCUCGAGGCAAUUGGUUGCUUUACUUCGAGAAAACUCCGUAAAAUAUGGCUUCUUCAAUAUUCUCGCCGACGACGAUGUCAGACAAGGUUUGAAGGAGUUCGCCGAUUGGCCAACCUUCCCUCAACUUUGGGUGGAUGGUGAACUGGUUGGGGGUCUGGACAUCGUCAAAGAAGAAAUGUCCAACGACCCUGAGUUUCUGAAGGCACACAGCGUAACAAAGAACACUACCAGUCUAGUAGCCCCUGCCCAGCAAGCAGCUACUACUGUUUAG